Molecule: messenger RNA, 5557 nt
Organism: Sinocyclocheilus grahami
Lineage: Eukaryota; Metazoa; Chordata; Actinopteri; Cypriniformes; Cyprinidae
Product: adenylate cyclase type 9
Exons: 11
Coding region: 1-4131 (1376 amino acids)
Biological process (GO): cyclic nucleotide biosynthetic process; intracellular signal transduction; adenylate cyclase-activating G protein-coupled receptor signaling pathway
Cellular component (GO): plasma membrane
Molecular function (GO): adenylate cyclase activity
Source: RefSeq, a predicted model, not a curated record
AUGCUGAGGACGCGGAGUCUCCAGGGGGGCUCCAAACAUUGCAAGUACAGCAUCUCCUCCAGCUGUAGCUCAGGCGAAUCCGCCAUCCGCAAACCAGUGGUCAAAGGCCUCCGGACUCAAAGGAAGAUGCCGCAGCUGUUCGAAAGGUCGGCUGGACAUUUCUGGAACCCCAAGUUUGACUCCAACAUUCUGGAGGAAGCCUGCCGCGAGCGCUGCUUCCCUCAAACGCAACGGCGUUUCCGCUGUGUGUUGUUUUACUUGGUGGCCGCCAGCCUCCUCUGGGGGUUGUUCUUCAUCGCUAAUGCUAAUCGAUGUGAACGGACUGCCUUCUUAUUGCCCACGGCCGCCUUCCUACUCCUCUGUUCUGUCCUGUUCGCCUUCACGUUCACCCGGUUCUACGUCCACUGCUACAAUCAAGCCUCGCUGUUGCUCAUCGUGGUGACAUUUGCCCUCACUCUUGCACCUCAGAUCCAGACUUCAGGCUUUAGUGACUUUAAUGUUCCUUCUUUGAAGGAUGAAGAGGACGCAGGCGACUUCAGUGGCACAGAGGAUAAAAACCUGACGUUUGAAGCCACCCGCAGUGGAGGUCCAGUUGCUCCUUGUUUGUCCCCAGUUGGCACCUUCUCUCUAGGCAUGGAGGUGCUUUCGUUGCUCUACAGUUUCCUCCACGUCCGUUUGUACGCUUCGCUCCUGCUCGGCUUGCUCUACUCAGUGCUUUUUGAGACUCUUGGCUGGAUGCAUUUGAUUCAAGGCAAUGGCUGGAGGAACUCCACUGAGGAACAUUUGGAAACGCUCUACUGGCUGAUCCCAGGAAGGGUCAUUUUGCAUCUCUGCGCCCACGUCAUUGGCAUCCACCUUUUUAUUAUGUCCGAAGUGCGUUCACGCAGCACGUUCCUCAAGGUCGGCCAAGCCAUCAUGCAUGGGAAAGACUUGGAGGUGGAAAAGGCCCUGAAGGAGCGGAUGAUCCACUCGGUGAUGCCUCGUAGGGUGGCUGAUGAGCUCAUGAAGCAGAGCGAUGACGACAAUGACAAUUCAGUUAAGCGCUACUCGACGGGAGCGGUCAUUGCGGGUGCCUCCAGCCCAAGGAGCACCAAACGCAAGAAGACAUCGAUACCUCGAGGCCAGAUCAUCUUUCGGCCGUUCAACAUGAAACGCAUGGAGCCGGUCAGCAUCCUGUUCGCGGACAUUGUGGGAUUCACCAAGAUGAGCGCCAAUAAGUCGGCGCAUGCCCUAGUGGGACUCCUCAAUGACUUAUUCGGACGCUUCGAUCGCCUGUGUGAGCUCACGUGUUGCGAGAAGAUCAGCACGCUGGGAGAUUGUUACUAUUGCGUGGCUGGUUGUCCUGAACCAAGAGAAGACCAUGCAUACUGCUGUGUAGAGAUGGGGCUUGGGAUGAUCCAGGCCAUUGAGCAGUUCUGUCAAGAAAAGACUGAGAUGGUGAACAUGCGUGUUGGCGUCCACACUGGCACCGUGCUUUGCGGGAUCCUCGGCAUGAAGCGCUUUAAGUUCGACGUCUGGUCCAACGAUGUCAACCUAGCCAAUCUUAUGGAGCAGUUGGGUGUUGCCGGGAAGGUGCACCUUUCGGAGGCCACGGACAAGUUUUUGGAUGACCGGUAUUUGCGAGAAGACGGGCGAGUUACAGAAAGGAUCGGACCAAGUGUGGUUGUAGAUCAGCUUAAAGGUUUUAAGACGUAUCUGAUAUCCGGGAGGAAGGUGAAGCACACCCAGUGGAGCUGCCCUCCAUCUGCUCUGGUGGCUCCUGAGCUCAGAAAGUCUCUCAGCGCCUCGUCCUUCAGCCACAGCCCUGACAUCACAUCCUCGGCCUGCGCUCUGACCCCUGCCCCGGACAGAGCUAAGUCUGCCUGUCCCUCGUGUGGUGCGUUAACUUCUGAAGACGGGGCGGUUCACAGCAACAGCUGCUCAGAUCCUGAUCACAAAACCGUCAACAGCAAGGGACCGCCUGGCAGGAGUCCCAAGACCCUUAAUGGCCUGUUAAGCCCUCAUCUGGAGCAGCCACUGACACACAGCCAGACCUCUCUGUGCGAGAUGCUGCAGGAGAAGGAGAAGAAGUGGCCCGGAGGAGGAGGAGGCAUCUGCAGCAUGGGAACCAUGGAUCACUCCGCCCUCAUCCCACUGCGCUCCAAAAACUUCCGCGAGAGGAGCGACGCUCACUUCGUGGACGUGAUAAAGGAGGACAGUCUGAUGAAAGAUUACUUCUUCAGACCGCCCAUCAACAGGUUGAGCCACACUUUCAUAGACAAAUCCCUGGAGUCGGCUUACAGGACCAGCUACCAGGAUGAGGUUAAGACACAGGCUCCUGUCCAGACGUUUGCCAGUCCAACAUUCAGCUCUUUCCUAGACAUGCUCCUGUGCUGUUGUGUUCUCCUGGCUCUCUCUGUGGCCUGCCUCCUGCGACCGCUGGUUACCCAGCAGCCCCUGCCCACACCUGCCCUCAUAGUAGCCGCAGUUGCAGCUGUGCUUGAAUGUUUGGCCCUAGUGCUGGCAAUACGGCGAGCCUUUUACCUGGACAGAGUCCUGAACUGCACCAGGACCCUCCUCUGGGCCAUUUCUGGCUGGGUUCCCCGUCACAUGAUUGGAGCGGUGCUGGUGUCUUUACCCGCCGUGGCUGUGUUUUCUCAUAUCACCUGCAAUAUGCAUGACUCCAUACAGUUCACCAUGUUCACCUGCUGUGCUGUCAUAAUUGCCAUCAUCCAGUACAGCAAUUUCUGCCAGCUCAGUUUCUGGAUGCGUUCAAGCCUGGCGACGCUUGCGGGACUCACCUUUCUCAGUGUGCUCUGGAGCCCCCCUUGCAGCACUUGGGAACGUUUAUUUGUGAGAUCCAGUGACUUCAACAGCAGCUUUAAUGACGUCCAAUCCCCUGCAGAAGAUUCAACCCGACCGCAGGACCUGCUCGGCCCAGAAGCUUUGGUUGCCUUCUUCCUAUUGCUCCUCCUCGUUUGGUUCCUAAACCGUGAGUUCGAGGUGAACUACCGUCUACACUACCACGGCAACGUGGAAGCAGACCAGCACCGCAUAAAGAUCCAAAACAUGCGGGACCAGGCCGACUGGCUCCUGCGCAACAUCAUCCCCAUCCACGUGGCCGAGCAGCUGAAGGUGACCCAGAGCUACUCGAAGAACCACGACAACGUGGGCGUCAUCUUCGCCAGCAUCGUCAACUUCAGCGAGUUCUACGAGGAGAGCUACGAAGGCGGGAAGGAGUGCUACCGUGUCCUGAAUGAACUUAUCGGGGACUUCGACGAACUCUUGCGCAAAUCUGACUUUUCAAAUAUCGAGAAGAUCAAGACGAUUGGCGCCACCUACAUGGCGGCGUCGGGGCUCAAUACACAACAGUGUAGCGAUCAAGCCCAUCCGCAUGCCCACCUGCGAGCGCUCUUCCAAUUUUCUUUGGAAAUGAUGCACGUGGUGGACGACUUUAAUAAAAACAUGCUUGGCUUUAAGUUCAAGUUGCGAAUCGGGUUCAACCACGGACCUCUUACCGCUGGAGUCAUCGGUACCACAAAGCUACUCUACGACAUCUGGGGCGACACGGUGAACAUCGCAAGCCGGAUGGACACGACUGGCGUGGAGUGUCGCGUUCAGGUUAGCGAGGAGAGCUACUGCGUGCUCAGUGGAAUGAACUACGAGUUCGACUACCGUGGUACCGUCAACGUGAAGGGCAAGGGUCAAAUGAAGACCUACCUUUACCCGAAGAACUCAGACAGCGGACCUGUACCUCAAUACCAGCUCUCUGUCUCUCCGGAAAUCCGAGUGCAGGUGGAUGGCAGCAUCGGACGCUCGCCCACCGAUGAAAUCGCCAAUAUGGUCCCAGCGGCCAGUGCUACUAAAGUAGGCGCGUCGUUUUCUGUGAGCUCAGGACUCACCGGACAGGGAUUUGCUGGUAGAGACUUUCCCGAGAAGACUGGAAGCAAUGGUACGUCGAAGACUCAACGAUCUGCGUCUGCUGUUGGCCUGACUUGCAUACCGGAAACCAGCUUGAGCGCAAGUCCAGCGGUUUUCGGUAAACCACCGGACCUGACUUUGACCUCUCCUCCUGUCCGGGUGGAAAACGCAGAGGUUGUUGCAAAAAUGGAGGGAGAAAUUGCGUACAUGGGCGAAAUGACAAAACUUUGACUUGAAACAAGCCAACAUUGUUGUCGCUGUUGGUUUUAACCCUUUAAACACAGGCUCUCCAUUGAGUUUGUCGGGAUAGGCGAGUUUAGGGAUGUAUGCUAGCGUAGAUUUGCGUCUGUGUAUGUGGAAAGUUUAAGCACACAACCUUGAAGUGUUUAUAGCGCUAGCCGAACCAGGAGAUACUUCCACAUCUGGUUGGUGGUAGCCACAUGAACCAUUUCUACAUGGGAUACGAAAUGCAGAGGAGAUGCAUUUGGACGGCACAGACCUGAAGUCCCAUCCUUAAAUAGACCGCAGUUAUUUCCGCUAAUUUACUUUUGAAUAUUAUUUUCCUCUAGCUUCUACUAUAGGCUGCCUUUCGUGACUGGUUUUCUUUUAAUGAAGUGCCUUUAGGAUGAUAACAAUAUGUAUGAGGCAUUUUUCAAAAAGGUUUCUCAGUCAAUUCUUUCGCUGAAGAUCUAAAAGAUUUAGCAUGUACAUUUGAUGUUAGAAAGCGCUUUAAUUUUUGUGAAAGUAUUUGAUAUAUUUCUGAAUAUUUUUAGAUAAUUUGAGAAUAAGUUCUCUCAGUUGGACGUUCAUCAGCCAGUAUUCAAAACAAUUUUACAAAGCAAAACUCUGUAUUGCGAUGAUUGCUGUUUUAAAAAGACCCAAGAUAAAACCAUCGCGUUGAAUGGUGCAUGGCCAAAAGUGUCUGUGAAGAAGUAUUAGUGAAAUGUAGAGCAAGCUAUGGGCUAAAAUCACCAACAGUCAACAAUAUCAAACAUCUCUAGCGCUUUAUCUUGAUGCAUGUAUUCCUAAGUGUCUGAUUAUGGCCUUUCCGUCUCUUUUUUCGUGAUUUUUCCUAUUGCUCUUCAUUCUGCAGCUAAAUGCUUGGUUGGCUGACCGACUGAAAGUUCUAAGACGAUGUGCAAGUUUGCCUUAACGCUAAUGAGAUCAUAGUCUUAAAGGACAAAGAUGCAUUCAUGCAUUAGCUACUGUGACUUUCAGACUUUACACAAAAUAUUAUAUAAAAUAUAAAAAUGGGCAGUUAGCUUUAAGAUAUAGGAAGUUUGUUUACAAGUCAACAUAAAAUCAACACUGACCCCAUUUACAUUCCUAGUCUUAUUCUGGAUGAUUCAUUAGUGCACGUUGUUGUAAAAGCAAAAAUGUCUGUAAUCUUUCAUCAACAUUUAAACUUGCGCCACUUCUGAAAUGGCUUAUCGGCUGAUGUCACCUAGGCUGUGCAGGCAUGGAAAAUAAUGGUAAUCAGUAGCUAAAUAACAUUGUUUUGGGCUACUGUUGUAGGAGUGCAGCAAUCCAAUAUUAAACUGAUUAUGGCAAUAAUAGCAAGUAGGCCUAAUGAUAGAUUUGAAAACAACGCUUUAAAAUUGGACAAACUGGUCAAAAAUCUUCAAAAAUUUGGGGGAAAAAAGCUGGUAUCGUCUAC